This is a messenger RNA of Necator americanus (New World hookworm), 888 nucleotides long. RefSeq lists its product as uncharacterized. The coding region runs from base 1 to 888 and encodes 295 amino acids. The record is from RefSeq and is a predicted model, not a curated record. The transcript has a single exon. Lineage: Eukaryota; Metazoa; Nematoda; Chromadorea; Rhabditida; Ancylostomatidae.
AUGCGAAAGUUGGAAUGGGACGACAUGGGAGUGAAGGUUGAUGGUCGGCAGCUACACCAUUUGCGCUUUGCUGAUGACAUCGUACUGGUAACACCUAGCAUCAGCCAAGCGGAACGAAUGCUGACCGAAUUCGACGAAACAUGUGGUUGCAUCGGUCUUCAGCUGAAUCUACAAAAGACGAUGUUCAUGCGGAACGGAUGGGUCUCGGAUGCCCCAUUCACGCUCAACGGAACGAACAUAUCCGAGUGCACCAGCUACGUUUAUCUGGGUCGGGAACUGAACAUGAUGAACGACCUGACCCCCGAGCUGGGCAGGAGGAGACGAGCGGCUUGGGGAGCGUACAAGAGCAUCGAGGAUGUAGUGAAGAAGACCAGGAACACCCGGCUCCGUGCUCACCUCUUCAACACCACCGUACUUCCUGCUUUGACUUAUGCUUCGGAAACCUGGGCAUUUCGCAAGCAGAAAGAAAACGCAGUGAGCGUCAUUGAACGCGCAAUUGAGAGAGUGAUGCUAGGAGUAUCCCGUUUCACGCAAGUGAGGGACGGGAUUCGAAGUUCUCUCCUACGUCAGCGAUCGAAGGUUAGAGACGCCGCCGCGUCUGCCAAGCAAAGUAAAAUAAGGUGGGCCGGACACGUGAUGCGCUUUAAUGACAACCGUUGGACCAGAGCCGUGAGCGACUGGGUUCCCCGCGAUAUUAAGCGCACUACAGGAAGACCGCCGACCCGAUGGUCAGAUUUCUUCACGAAGUCCUUGAAAGAAAAAUAUGAUGCUCUUCGUGCCCCACGCGAAAGGAGGAACCACUGGGCUACUCUGGCAUGCGAUCGGGACAAAUGGAAGAAUUACUGGCGCCCGCUCGACCAGUUCGAAGAUCAACGGGAGUCAAGGUGA